Nicotiana attenuata is the source of this 738-nucleotide messenger RNA. RefSeq lists its product as uncharacterized. The transcript has a single exon. Lineage: Eukaryota; Viridiplantae; Streptophyta; Magnoliopsida; Solanales; Solanaceae. The record is from RefSeq and is a predicted model, not a curated record. The coding region runs from base 1 to 738 and encodes 245 amino acids.
AUGGAUGCUCUAAUCUGGAAUAUAACGUCAGUCAAUACCCAACAAGCUUUUGAAAGGUUGAUCAAAAUGCACAGGAAACAUCACUAUGACUUUAUUGGCUUGAUGGAACCUAUGCAACAAACGAGAACACUGGAAAGAUAUAGAAGCAGAAUAGGUUUUGCACAGGCAAUUGCUAAUGUAUCAAAUAAGAUAUGGGCUUUCAUUGAUGAGGUAUAUGAAGUUACAAUAAUGUAUAAUAUGGUUCAGCAACUAACUUUAAGGCUGUUUCACACAGAAAAUCAUGUGGAAAUAGUCCUUACACUGGUGUAUGCUAAAUGUGAUGCCAUUGAAAGGAUUGAACUGUGGGAUUCAUUGUAUUAUAUGGCAAAUGACAUGACAGUACCAUGGUUAGUUGGAGGUGACUUUAAUGUCAUAUGGGAUGAAGAGGAGAAAUUUGGGGGACUUCCAGUUCAUAUCAAUGAAGUUGAUGACUUCAGACAUUGCAUAAAUACAUGUAACCUGAGUGAUCUUGGAUUUAAGGGCAGUAUCUUUACAUGGUGGAAUGGCAGGGCAGAAGAAGACUGUAUUUUCAAGAGAUUAGACAGAUGUCUAGCUAAUUCAGAGUUUCAGCAGACCUUCCCAGGGUUAGAAGUGCAGCAUCUUCCUAAAAUUGGAUCAGAUCAUAGUCCAAUGCAGUUAAAAUGUGAUAUAGAGACCCCUCCUGUGCAGAAACCAUUCAGAUUAGCAUGCAACAUUUAA